Emiliania huxleyi CCMP1516 is the source of this 1182-nucleotide messenger RNA. RefSeq lists its product as hypothetical. Lineage: Eukaryota; Haptophyta; Isochrysidales; Noelaerhabdaceae. The coding region runs from base 1 to 1182 and encodes 393 amino acids. The record is from RefSeq and is a predicted model, not a curated record. The transcript is spliced from 2 exons. Gene Ontology annotation, biological process: lipid metabolic process.
AUGCGGGUGGCAGUACCAUUAACGCUCGCGAUCGUGGCCACGACGUGCGUGGCCCAGCCCGCGCCCAAGUCCGCGCCCAAGUCCGCGCCCAAGUCUGCGCCCAAGUCCACGCCCAAGCCCAAUGCAAGCGAGAUGGCCACCACUGCGAGGCCGGGAACCUAUGCCAAUCUGCAUAGUUUCCGCAACAGCUAUGAUUACACUCUACGAGUAGCGCGAGCUGUCGCUGAGGAGAGCUUUCACAACUACUCAGUGCGUGCGUGCAGCGUCGGCCACAUCAACUUUCCGAGCUUCCGACGCUCUGUGGAUAUGUCACUCACCAAGGACGGCACAGUGGUGAUCAGCUUCAAAGGCAGCGUCAGCUUGGAGCAUCUCAUGAACGAGUCCUUGUGGCGCACGACGGCACGCACUACCGCUGGAGAGCGCUGGUUUCACAGCGUGCAUAACGUGUUUGAGGACGCCUUCUGGCCCACGGAGACGCCCUACUGUGCCGGGUGCAAGGUUGCAAGGCUGUGGCAGUUCUACUGGACAAAGAUGCGCAGCGCCGUGCUCAAGAUGAUAGACGGAAUCCUCAACGAUCACCCGAUGGCUCCCGUCAUCGUCAGUGGCUUCUCAUGGGGCUCGCCGAUUGCCAUGAUCGCCGCGGCUGAACUUGCUGCGUCGAAUCGCAAGCCUGACGCACUCAUCACUUUCGGAUCUCCCCGCCUCGGCAAUCGAGCCAUGGCAGAACACCUCGAGGCAAUUUUCCCGCACAGCAUGCUUCGACUGUCCUCGUACAACGACAUGGUCACGUUGAUCCCGCCUUUACUGGGCGAUUGGACGCACAGCGGCAAGUCCUUGAUCUUCUCUCACGCCAGGGCUCACCGCCAGUCCAGGGUGCACCAUGCCGUCGGGACCAGUAGCAAGUGGGUUGUGCAGCUGUGCCCAAACGCUUCACGCCAGAAUGCCUUUCAGCCUUGCCGAUCCAAACGCGAGAAGACUGUGAUCUCGACCCUCCAGUCUUGGUUCAACCGCAACAAGAACCUGCUUCUGGGGGCUGGCGGCUACCGGCAGGGGGCAAACCCGGGGCGCUCGUCAUACUAUGUCGCGACUCAGUAUGCGGAUCCGGAGCAGACCGAGACCAUCGUCGGAUCAGGUACGGCUAUCGACAGGGAGCAGUGCGCAAUCGAAGAGUUGGAGGCCUGA